AUGGCCGAGGCGGUCAACUCCCCGCGAUAUCACUCCAAGGCGCGCCCAUCCACAACAACACCUGCGGCCUCUACUACCCCCGCCAUGCCGCCCUUCCUCUCGCCGCGCCUGGCAAGUUCGCCCCGACGUUCCAACGCUCCGCAGACACCUAGUCCGAAUUACUUUGGCUUCCAAAGCGACGGCAGCUCAUUUAUGAGCAAUUCGCCAAACCACCACACGAAAGCGAACUGGAGUCCUCCGUCAUCUACCAUUCGAUCAGCAGCCGCAAUGUCGCCCAGUGUCGUUCCUCUCGAUCAGAAUCCCGACUUUGAUGCCUUUCGCCGGCAGUCAGAAGGCAAGGCGUUCAACCUGGGUGGCCUUAACAACUUCAACAUGAGCAUGCCGAGUCCCAGACCAGCCGCUGGCCGCACAACAACCCCUCAACUGUUGAAACAGAAAUCCGCGCCAAUAGACUCCGCCUCAACGACUUCCUUGUCGAACCAUCGCAAUGACAUGGGAUCUUCCGCUACCGACUCGUCACGGUCUCCUAAGAGAGUCUUGUCGCCCGGUGCCUCACAGAGUAAACGUAGGGGAUCGCCUCCGACAUACGACAGCGCUCAGGGAGACUGGACUAGUCGAAAGGAUAUGUCGCUACCGGAUAUUCAACCACGUUACAAGCUUCCACUAGACGCUGCAAGUGGGGCAUACAAUAACAGCGCCGCCAAACCUCGAGCUGAAACUCUCCCCAACUUGGGCGAUACUGACGCCCAAAUUCUAGCGACACCACAACACGUCAUCAAUCUUCUAGAGUCGAAGCCUGAGCAGGUGCUGCUACUUGAUUUGAGAGUGUCAACGCAGUAUGCCAUGUCACAUAUCACCGGUGCGCUCAAUCUGUGCAUUCCUACCACGCUCUUGAAAAGACCAUCGUUCAACGUCCAAAAGCUGGCCGACACCUUCAAAGAUGACGAUCAGCGCGCAAAGUUUGAGAGAUGGAAAAGCAGCAGCCACAUUGUUGUCUACGAUGCAAGCUCUGCGCUUCUCAAGGAUGCCACCAUCUGCUUGAACACCAUCAAGAAGUUCCGUGGUGAAGGCUACGAAGGCUCACUCUAUAUCAUACGCGGUGGAAUCAAGGAAUUCGCCGCUCGCUUUCCCUCUUUUGUGGAAAGCGGGAUGGAUGCUCAGCCGAUGUCAGUCGAUGGUGACGGUCCAGAGAUAGCCCCUGUCAUUGGAGGCUGCCCGAUGCCUAUGACAGACCAACCCGCCAAUCCAUUUUUUGGGAACAUUCGGCAAAACAUGGAUCUCAUAGGAGGAGUCGGUCUGAUGCCGAUUAAGCAUCCAUCAAAAGCGACCAAGUCGGCCGAGAACGAAUUUCCGGAAUGGCUCAAACAGGCUUCGAACGAUCACGACCAAGGACAACGUGUUUCUAAUAAGUUCGAACAGAUUGAGUGGAGAGAGAAGAAACGAAUGGAGGAAGCUCUCUCCGGGACAGUCUCGUUCGGGACGCCAAAGCAGGAAUCGCACGACGCGAUCCAAAUUGCAGGUUUUGAAAAGGGCAACAAGAACAGAUACAACAACAUUUGGCCUUUUGAGCAUUCAAGGGUGAGACUUCAGGGCGUGCCAAACCAUGGUUGCGACUACUUCAACGCCAGUCACAUCAAAGCCGCGUGGAGCAACAAGCGGUACAUCUCCACGCAAGCUCCUAUCCCGGCCACUUUCAACGAUUUCUGGAAUGUUGUUUGGCAGCAGGAUGUUCGAGUAGUUGUCAUGCUCACGGCGGAGAAGGAAGGGGCUCAAGUGAAAGCGCACAACUAUUGGGACUCGAAGCAGUAUGGGUCGCUCCAUCUGGACUUUCUUUCGGAGAAGCGAGCGUCCAUUGAACCCUCGAGGAUUCACAAGCAUCAGAAACGCCCAUCUACCGGGAAGCGUUCGGCGACACAGUCGCAGAAUCCGCAAGUACCGCUUGCACAGAUUGACGGCAAGGAUAAAGACGGUGGCGAGGAGCCCUUUGUAAUUGUACGCAAGUUUACCAUCAGCCACGAUCGAUACCCCUUCGAGCCCAUGCGAGAAAUCACCCAGCUGCAGUACUCCAGCUGGCCUGAUUUUGGAGCCCCAGCGCAUCCUGCACACCUUCUUGGCUUGGUAGAGCAGUGCGACGCCGUGGUGCGAGCGACGAACAAGGCACAUGCCUUUGGUCCGGAUCAACAAUACCAGCGACCUAUUCUGGUCCAUUGCAGUGCAGGCUGUGGUCGAACUGGUACCUUUUGUACCGUGGACUCCGUCAUUGACAUGCUGAAGCAACAACGCAAGGCGCGUAAGUCGCAUCUGCCUUAUGCAAUGGAAAUUGACAAAUCGCCUUCGCGCGUUGAAGAAGACAACUUCUUCGCAACGAGGUCCUCUGUCAGUGAUGAUUCAAAAGACGGGGCUUGGAUGCAACGCGAUGACCUGGAUCUGGUUGAGAAGGUCGUGGAAGACUUUCGUCAUCAACGCAUCAGCAUGGUUCAGAGUUUACGGCAGUAUGUUUUGUGUUAUGAGAGUGUCAUGGAAUGGCUUGUGGACCAUCGGGAGGACUCAUAG
This is a messenger RNA of Ramularia collo-cygni, 2553 nucleotides long. RefSeq names its product related to tyrosine-protein phosphatase non-receptor type 12. Bases 1 to 2553 code for a protein of 850 amino acids. Gene Ontology annotation, biological process: protein dephosphorylation. The transcript has a single exon. The record is from RefSeq and is a predicted model, not a curated record. Gene Ontology annotation, molecular function: protein tyrosine phosphatase activity. Lineage: Eukaryota; Fungi; Ascomycota; Dothideomycetes; Mycosphaerellales; Mycosphaerellaceae.